UUUUCGUCGUUUUUCGUUUUUUCCCUUUUUUUUUAUUAUACGAUAAAAUGCUUCGUUCAGCUUCUCGUUUAUUCGCUACUAAGCGUGUGGCCGCUUUCACUCCUAUGCGUGCUUUGUCUACCAGCAUGCCCCGUUUCUCUGACAAGUUGACCAUCACCUUGCCUGAAACUUCCUUUGAAACCUACAACUGUGAAAAGCCUAGCUUAGAAGUUGAAGUCAGCAAGGAAGAACUACUUGACAUGUACAACAAAAUGACUGUCAUGAGACGUAUGGAAAUGGUUGCUGAUGGUCUUUACAAGGCCAAGAAAAUUCGUGGUUUCUGUCACUUAUGUAACGGUCAGGAAGCUGUCUCUGUUGGUAUGGAAGCUGCUAUCACCAACAAGGACCAUGUGAUCACUGCCUACAGAUGUCACGGUUUCACCUACCUUCGUGGUGGUACUGUUGAAAGCAUUUUGGCUGAAUUGAUGGGCCGUAGCACUGGUAUCUCCAAGGGUAAGGGUGGUUCUAUGCACAUGUUUGCCGAAUCCUUCUAUGGUGGUAACGGUAUUGUUGGUGCUCAAGUUCCUCUUGGUGCCGGUGUUGCUUUCAGUCAAAAAUACUUGGGUAACCCCUCUGUCACCUUUGCUCUUUACGGUGAUGGUGCUUCCAACCAAGGUCAAGUAUUCGAAGCUUUCAACAUGGCUAAGCUUUGGGACCUCCCUUGUGUCUUUGUCUGUGAAAACAACAAGUACGGUAUGGGUACUCCUGCUAGCCGUUCUUCUGCUUCCACCGAGUACUUCAAGCGUGGUGACUACAUUCCUGGUCUCAAGGUCAAUGGUAUGGAUGUCCUCUCUGUCUUGAAGGCUUGUCAAUAUGCCAAGGAAUGGACUACCUCUGGUAAGGGUCCUCUUGUCAUGGAAUUGGCCACUUACCGUUACGGUGGUCACUCCAUGUCUGAUCCCGGUACCACUUACCGUACUCGUGAAGAAAUCCAACACAUGCGUUCUACUUCUGAUCCUAUCACUGGUUUGAAGGCUAUCUUGAUCGACAACGGUGUUGCUACUGAAGCUGAAUUGAAGAACAUGGACAAGGAAGCUCGUAAGCUUGUUGAUGAAGCUGCCAAAAAGGCUGAAGCUGCUCCUGAACCUUCUCUUUCUGAAUUCCACACCAACAUUUACAUCCCUGGCAGUGAACCCGCUGUUGUCCGUGGUCGUGAACCCAACGAAGUCUAUCACUAUUAAAGAAUGCCAAAAAAGAAUUUAGGAGGGGUGUACAUUGUAUAGAUUUAUUAUAAACAAUUAAAAUGCUUUCUUUUUUAUAUUGCAUAAUACAAAUACACCACCCACAUUUAUAUUAUUAUCUCUUCUAUUUAAUCUUUUUUUUUUUACACAUUAAAAAAAUACCAAUAUUUCUUGCUGCUUUUGUAGUUAUCUUGAAAAAUCAGGGACACAACCAGCAUAAUUAUUUACGUAAUUAGUAAACUUUAAUCUCAUACUGUGCUGCGGAUAUUUCCUUUUUAUUUAUGAGUG
Messenger RNA from Gilbertella persicaria, 1508 nucleotides. RefSeq names its product dehydrogenase E1 component-domain-containing protein. The transcript has 4 exons. Gene Ontology annotation, cellular component: intracellular membrane-bounded organelle. Gene Ontology annotation, biological process: pyruvate decarboxylation to acetyl-CoA. NCBI's taxonomy places the organism in Eukaryota, Fungi, Mucoromycota, Mucoromycetes, Mucorales, Choanephoraceae. The coding region runs from base 48 to 1220 and encodes 390 amino acids. The record is from RefSeq and is a predicted model, not a curated record. Gene Ontology annotation, molecular function: pyruvate dehydrogenase (acetyl-transferring) activity.